This is a messenger RNA of Chrysemys picta bellii (western painted turtle), 6702 nucleotides long. Lineage: Eukaryota; Metazoa; Chordata; Testudines; Emydidae. The record is from RefSeq and is a predicted model, not a curated record.
CCGAGUCCCCCGCGGCUCCGCCCUGCCCGGGCCGGGAGCGGAGUGUCCCGCCAGGCCCAGCUCCGCGCCGCCCUGGGAGCUGCUCCUCCGCGGGGCGAGGGAGUGAGGGAAGGGUCCGGGGUCCGGCUCAUCACCCCUCCCUCCCUCCCUCCCUGCCGCCGCCUUGGGCAGCCGCGCCCCCUCCGCCGCCGGGCAGAGCCGGGGCCAAGCCCCGGCAGGCGAGACCCCCUCGGUUCGUGGUGCCCGGGGAUGCUGUGAGGGCCCCGCGCUGUACAAUCCGAUUAACACGGGUCCGUCUCAAAGCCUAAGUCCCGUCGUCACCCCGCUGCCCCCCGCUCCCGCCCUGCAGCCAGAGCAGGAAGUGAUCCCCCGAGCCCAGGAGCCCCGGCACAUCCAUGGGGCCGGGCAGGGGCCGGGCAGGGGCAGGCUGGUUGCUGGGCUCUCUCUGUGUCUCUCUGUGUCCUUGCCUGGCCAGUUCUUGCCCUGCCUUGUUUCACUUCCUCAUUCCUGCUGCCGGGUGAGCCUGGAUUCCCAGGGCCGGCCAGAGCAACAUGGCGGAACCCGGCCGACCCCAGCGGAAAAUGUCCCGGGCGGGGGAGAGUUUGUACAGAGUCCUGGGCCUGGAGAAGGGGGCUUCUUCAGAGGAGAUCAAGAAGGCGUACAGGAAACUGGCCCUGAAGUACCACCCGGACAAGAACCCCGAGAAUCCCGAGGCAGUGGAGAAGUUCAAGGAGAUCAACAAUGCGAACGCGACGCUGAAUGACGAGAACAAGCGGCGGAUCUAUGACGAGUAUGGCUCCAUGGGGCUCUACGUGGCGGAGCAGUUUGGCGAGGAGAGCGUCAAGUACUACUUCCUCAUGUCCAAGUGGUGGUUCAAGGCCUUGGCCGUGUGCUGUGGCAUCUUCACCUGCUGCUGCUGCUGUUGCUGCUGCUGUUUCUGCUGCGGGAAGUGCCGGCCGCCGGAGGAUGAGGACUCCUACAAGUAUGUCAACCCGGAGGACCUGGAGGCGCAGAUCCAAGCUGAGGCCGAAGGUGAGGAGGAGGAGUUGCCCUGCACUGUGCUGCUGCCAGAGGGGAGCCCAGCUCGGCCCGUGGCCUGUCCUUCGUCCGAGCCUCGCUCUGAGCGGGGCAGGGCACCCCCAGGCAGAGACCCAGACCCCCAUUGUGGUGCAGCCCCUGCCUGCAGCAGCUGGAGAGGAGCCGCUGCCAGGUGCCAGCCCCAGGACUGAUGCAUGAGGCCAGCUUCGACCUGCCGACUGCCUGUCCCCUCGCCUGGACUCUGGGUGGGAACCCCACUGGACCUGCCGCUGCCCGGGGAUCCUGUCCCCCGCUGGGGGCAGCCAGGCCACCUGGCUGUGGCUCGAAUCUCAGGUAAACUGGCAACGCCUGUGGGGAGGCCGUUCCUGCAAGGACUCGCGCCUGCCAAGGCUCCUCGUGCUGUGACUUCUCUGGCUGCCGUAGCCUGCUGGCGGGCCAGGCUCCCUGCGCUGGCAUUGCUGCCCAAGGAACCUGAGACUGGAAACCCCUGGGCACACCCCGCGCAGCCCCCCUCCCUCCCUCCCGCGGCCAGUUACUCACCAGCAGCACCAGCACCCGCCUGGCUUCUCCCCAGCAGGCCCCUCCCCCCACAAACCCCGUGUUUACAGCUGCGUGGAUGCCGAGCUCGCAGGGCCCUGGCCCGAGAAGCACAAGUCUGUGCCCGAGCCGCGCAGUCUGGAGGCAAACGAGACCAACCCCACUGUAACUAGCCCAUGGAGACGGGGCAGCCGCGGGCUGAGCCGGCCGGUCACCCUGUCCCUUCCCUGUGUCGGGUGCCAAACAGCUCUCUGGGCUGGGCUGCCCCUGGCAGGCAGCACACUCACUGCCUGCUUGCACUGUGACUUGCUGCCCCCCAGGGGCAGCACCCCCUCCCCCAGCGCUCCUGGCCUGGCCCAGACAGAGCCUCAGUCACUGUGUCUGAGCCUCGGUGGUGUCCCUGCCGGCGCCCUGGGGCCCACCGGGCCGCGGUGUCAGGGCAAUAAAGGAACCUGUGGUCUGGCUUUGAUGACACCAUUAAAGGCUGCUGGGGGGCGUGUCUCUCACCGUGGUCUUUGCCCUGCCAGCACCACUCUGAGCCCAUGACUUGCACCUGGGCAGCCAGCUCCCUGCCCAGCCUUGCUCCAGACUGUGUCCUCAGGAGCGUGGCCAGAGAUCUCUCGCCCGUGCCCCAGGACUGGCCCCAGCACUGGGGGCCCAGCCGGUCUCGCGCUGUCGCAUUACUGUGUGCCCAGAGCCAGCGACUGGUGCGUGGUCGCAGCUGGCCGGGAGCCCUCCCUACUUCCCUGCAGGGGCUGUCAGCUGGACAGUGAGGGACCAGGGAGGGAAAGGGACAUGGCUGGGCCUCCUCCCUGGGAGCCCGGCGGAGCAGGGGCAGGGUCCUUGCUCAGCCCUCAGCCCCUGGCAGCUGCACGCGGGGAUGCGGGGGGUGUUGCCAGCCACGCAGCCUGGCUUGAGCAAGGAGGGAGCCCGUUGAUGCAGGCCCAUUGGGCAAUCAGAGGGUCCCUGAGAAGAGCCAAAGCCGCCUGGUUCUUGUAUAACCUAUAACUCGCCUGCGGGACUUCCUGCCGCUGGGUGGGGUGAGGAGAGAGCCAGGCCAAGGCACCCUGGGCUCGGGGGCUGGGCUCGCCUAGCAGCACCCCCUGUGCCACUCUCGGCUUCCCCAAGCAGCCGCACGUAAGGCUAAUGUUAUCACACCGCCAGGCCAGGUUCUGCUCCUCCUUGGGUGGGGGGGAGCAUGAGUGAACCCAGCUGUUCUAGCUUGGGACUCCCUGCCCAAGGCCCCCCGCCCCACUCCCCCUUCCCAGUGUGUGCCUGUGGGCGGAGAGUGGCUGCCAUCCUGUCCCCUGCAGCCCGAGGCUGGGCACUGCAGCUGUGAGCUGUGGGGCUCUUCAGAGUGUGUGUGGGGACCUGUCCCUCUGCUGAAGUCAGGAGGGGCCGUGGCAUGUGGAUCAUUGUGGCAGUGCCAUGGGGGCAGGGCUGGGGGGGUCAGCUGGGGUGUCAUUGGCUGGGGCCCAGGUGUGAUGGGGGUGGAGUCCAGCUGGAAGGGCCAUGUGUGCCCCCCACCUCAGCUGGCCUGGAGAGCCCCCCCCAGCACCUCCUGUGUCCAUCCCCCGGUGCCUGGCUGAGCUCAGAGUGGAGCGGUUACAGCCACGUGCCCCUGGCCUGCUGGACACUGCUGCCCGGCUCUCCUGGGCAGCAGCCCCCACUGUGCUGUGCUAAUGGGGGGCAGGGCAGCGCCUGCCCCAUGGUUGCCUAGCAGGCACCUGGCAGCGCUGGGAGUGGGGUAUGGCCUUGCUCUAGAGGCUGAUUGGGCCUGGGGGAGGGUAAGGGGCCAUUGGAAUCUCUUCCCCACCACCACCACACAGCUGCUCCCUGCACUGCACUGCACCUCCCCUGGAGGUUGGUUCACAACACCCCCACUCCCCCCCCCCCCAAGUCCAGCUUCCUCCCCCACCUGGAGAUUGGCCUGGGGAAGACGCCUGCCCAGGCCUCUGCUCCCAAGGGAGUCGCUGUGAGCUGGAGCCACCAAUGCUUGUCCCCUGGCUGCCCUCCCUCAGGGGUGCUGCGUAGGGAGGGGGCAAUGGGGCAAGGUUGCUGCCCUGCCAAGGCCACAGAUGGCUUCUGGGGCUGCGGUGUAAGCAGAGCCUGCUCACUGUGCCAAGGGUUCAUUGUCUGCUCAGGCUGCCCUGUCCUGGGGGCUGGAAUCAGCUGGGCGGGUGGGGGUGCCAGGGUGCAGCUGGGCAGGGGCAUCACCUUCCUCAGUGCCGUGGUUGGUGCCACGCCUGCCGUCCCAUGGGGCAGAGAGGCCAUGGGGAUAAGCUCUGGGGAGGGGCCAGCCAGUUUCACAUGCUGGUAGCAGAGACCAGGCCCUUUAACCAGGGCACCUUCGUGGCGCUCAGGAGGGAGCCCCUCCCCUGACCCACAGGGUCAGGCUUGUUGGCCUUUCUCUCCGUCAGGUGGCUCAACCCCCCACCCCACAGCCAUCCUCCCCCCGCACCGCUGGGCCCCCACCAACGGUGCUGCAUCAGGCCAGCCCCCAGUGCCCCCCCUCCCCCACCAGUGGCACCAUGUCAACCUCGGGUUCCCCCUCCCCCAACAGCAGCACGCCAGCCCCCCUGUAACAAAGUGGGAAUUUCUUGCAGUGUUUUCCUGAAGGCUGAGCCCGGUGAGACUUCCCAGGUGGGGGGCUGCUGCCCGGGGGGCAGAGGGGUUAAAUGCUCCUAGGGCAGGAGGGGUGUGUCAGGCCUGGCGGGGCGCUAAGGCCAGGCUGACCCCAGCUCAGCUCAAGGGAGGAUCUGGCUGGACAAUGGGAGCCCCAGGACUAAACAAGCUCCAGCAGGCGGGGCUGGGGACUCGCAGGGCUCGGCAGGACGGGACCAAAGGUUGGGACAGGAGCUGGCCUUUGGUGGGACCUGGGGCUCCCUGGCACGGACAGACAGAGGAGGGAGCGGAAGCGGUGCCCACAACUGCUUGGCCAGCUGGACUGUGUCUUAACCCGAGGGCCCCCCACACCGCACCCAGGGGACCGAGACCGGCUCUGGGGGAAAGGCUGCCUGGUGUCGCAGGCACUGACGGGCGCAGGGGUCCCUGCAGAGCGGCCGAGGCUGUCCCGGGCGUCUGGCUCAGCGGGACUCGCUGGGCAGAGCGAUGGGUGGAGGCAGGAGCCCAGGGGCUCUGUUUCAGGAGGCAGGGAGGCCGUGUGGCUCACCCCGGGGGAAGAGUGAGAUCCGGGGGGGGGGGGGGUCUGGCCCACUGAAGGCCCCUCCCAGAGACUGUUCCCAGGUUGGGGCCAGAGCCCUGACCCUGUGGGUCCAUGACACCCCCUCGCUAGGAAGAGCAUGGCAGAGCGGUGCAGGGAGUGGGGGAAGUAAAGCAAGGUGCAGCUGGAGAAGGCUGGCCAGACCCAGGCAGGGCGCGGAGAGCCCAAGCGCAAUGAAGGCAGUAGCAGGGCGUCCUCACGCCCAGUUCCCCUCUCUGGAGCUGCAGCGGAGGGCGGGAGGGGCUGGCAGAGACACUGGCUGUCCCAGGACAAGCAGCCGCAGCAGCUUUUGGAGGAAGGAGGAGCAUGAGGUCCUGUUGAGGGGCGAGUCCACGGGAACCUGCAGUGUACAAAGUGCCCUGUUUAAGGGAGGGUGCUGGAGACCUUGGCUUUUGAGAAGGUUGCGCUUUGAGCCUGGUCCCCCCUGCAGACUGGCCCCACCGUCUGGCCCCCCGCCCCAUCCCUGGCGGUAGAGGUGCACAGCCAGACGGAGGGCGUGGAUGCUCCCAGGACAAGGUUUUGGCGUGCGCAGUGCCCAAGGGGUCGAUGUACAUGGAAGUCACCUCCCUGAUGGGAGUUUGUCUCCACACACGUUUUCACGAGCUGCUCGGGUUCAAGUAGCGCCUCCGAGCUGAACCUGGAGCUAGUGGGAAGCUGAAGGAGCAGGGCCGUGCAGGCUGGUUGACAGAUGUUUGUGGCCAGUGGGUCUGGGUAUGAAAAGAAACCCAAAGGGAUGGGGCUAAGCCUGGGUCCUGGGAAACAAACCAGUGGGGGUGCCCCAGACAUGGGACUUGGGGAAAGGCAAAAAGUGUGUGGGGGGGUAGCUGACCCCAGUAGAUCCCCACCUAGGGAUCUCGAAGCCCCGAAGGGUAAUGUUUGUGAGAAGGGUGGGCAAAAGGGGAGAGGAUGGGGCACUCUGUUACCUGGUUGUGAGUCACUGACAACUCAAAGGAAAAGUCUCUUGAAUGCCUUUGGCGCCAAGGGCGAACCGAUACAGCACAUGCCUGCAGAGAGAUGGCAAGGACGUGCUGGCUUUAGGGGUGACCCAGCCCCUGGGCCUUGCUGAUGGUGCUGGUCCCCAAGAAGGACGGGUCAAUCUGGUUCUGUGUGGACUAUUGGAAGCUCAGUGCCAUCACCAUCUCCAAUGCCUACCCCGUGCUUAUGACUGAUGAGACCCUAGACAAGUUGGGGUGGGGCCUGGUACCUCAUUACCACGGAUCUCACCAAAGGCUACUGGCUGGUGCCUUUGGACCCAGAAGUAGGAAGUGCUAGAGCCGGGGAAGCCCAGUCUCGGGAGGCGCUGAGGCUGCACGGCCUGCCCUGAAGGAAGAGUUGGACCCGCUGGGACAUCUGGCCCGCUGAAGAGUUCCUCCAAGAGACUUCCCAAGCUGGGGGCCUAGCACCGAUCUGGGGCAGGUGUGACAAAUGGAGCAGCUGAUACAGAACUUGGUUAAUAAAGAAUUAAAGGAGGGUGGUAUAAUUAAUGGCAAUCAUCACCGCUUUAUGGGAAAUAGAUCCUGUCAAACUACCUCAAUGUAUUUUUUGAUGAGAUGACCAGUUUGAUUGGUAAAGGUAACAGUGUUGACGUAACAUACUCAGACUUCUCUAAGGCCUUGUCUACACUACACAGUUUUGUUGACAGAAGUCAGCUUUCGUUGACAAAACACUGGACGAGUAUACGCUGCGCUGCAUCUCCCGCCGAUGGAACUCCCCUGCUACGCUGACAUCAGAAAACCACGGCGAUGAGAGGCAGAGAGCUUUGUGCGAUGUAGUUAGAGCGACGCAGUGUCAGUGUAGACACCUCACUUAGUGUCUACAUUGGACUUGGUAUCACACGACAUUUUGAUUAAAAUACUAGAAUGAUAUAAAAUGAACCUGUCCCACAUUAAAUGGAUUAAAAACUG